This is a messenger RNA of Solanum verrucosum, 1419 nucleotides long. Its product is annotated as UDP-glycosyltransferase 79B6-like. The record is from RefSeq and is a predicted model, not a curated record. Gene Ontology annotation, molecular function: UDP-glycosyltransferase activity. The transcript has 2 exons. Lineage: Eukaryota; Viridiplantae; Streptophyta; Magnoliopsida; Solanales; Solanaceae. Bases 1 to 1401 code for a protein of 466 amino acids.
AUGGGAGAGUCCACGGAAGAGUCAAAGCUGGAAAUAGUGAUGUUCCCAUGGCUUGCUUAUGGGCAUUUAAUCCCAUAUAUGAAUCUGUCAAAUGAAAUUGCAAAAAGAGGUCAUAAAAUCUCAUUCUUGUUGCCCAAAAAUGCUGAAAUUAGACUUCAAAAAUUCAAUCUUUAUCCAAAUCUCAUCAAAUUCCAUAAACUGACAAUACCUCAUGUUGAUGGCCUUCCAUAUGGAGCAGAGACUACAGCUGAUGUUCAUAGAUCUUUGGAGAGUCUAUUAGCAACAGCAUUGGAUGAAUUGUUUGAUGAAAUCAAAUCUUUUCUUCAAAAUCAAAAACCCCAUUUUGUUAUCUUUGAUUUUGCUUAUUGGAUUCCUGAUUUAGCACGAGAAAUUGGGGGCAUCAAAACUCUGUUUUACAGAGUUGUUUGCCCUGCUGUAUCAUCUGCAACAUUGAUUCGAUCACCGGAUAAGGCUAUUUUUAUGGCAUCAACUGCAGCUGAAUUAGUAAAGCCACCACCAGGUUACCCUUCUACUACUGUGGUGUUGCGCGAAUGUGAAGCUAAGUUGUUGUCAUUUAUAUUUCAUGAAUAUGGCAAGGGGGUGACAUUUUAUGAACGAGUUAAGAAGGGAAUGACACGAUGUGACGCAAUAGCUAUGAAAACAUGUAGAGAGAUUGAAGGAAACUUUUGUGACUACAUCUCAACACAAUUUGAAAAGCCAGUCCUUUACACAGGACCUGUUAUUUCUGAGCCGAAAAAGGAGCCUUUAGAAGAACACAGAUUAUCGAAUUGGCUUGAGAAAUUCAAGCCAGGAUCAGUAGUGUUCUGUGCAUUUGGGAGUCAAUUGAUUCUUGAAAAGAAACAGUUUCAAGAACUUGUUUUAGGCUUUGAACUGACUGAGUUACCAUUUCUUUUAGUUGUUAAGCCACCUCAAGGGACAAAUUCAGUAGAAGAAGCCUUGCCAGAGGGAUUCAAACAGAGGGUUCAAGAAAAGGGACUGAUUCUUGAUUGUUGGGUGCCACAAUUGGAGAUUUUAAGACACAAAUCAGUUGGUUGUUUUGUGACUCACUGUGGUUAUGGGUCGAUGUGGGAGUCUUUGGCACUGUGUGAUUGUCAAUUGGUACUUUUGCCAAGGCCUAUUGAUCACAUUUUUAAUGCUAGGCUGAUGGAACAACACCUUAAGGUUGGUGUAGAAGUGGAGAAGGAUGAAAAUGAUUUGUUUACUAAAGAGAAUUUGUGCAAGGCUGUGAAAUGUGUGAUGGAUAAAGAUAGCCAAAUCGGUUGUCUUGUGAAAGAGAAUCAUAAGAAAUGGAAGGAACUUCUUUCAAGUCCUGGCUUCAUGAGUAACUACAUCGAUAACUUCAUUCAAGACUUGCAUGCACUUCUAGUUGAAAAGACCUAGAUAAUUAGCAGGGGUGAA